This is a messenger RNA of Phycomyces blakesleeanus NRRL 1555(-), 609 nucleotides long. RefSeq lists its product as hypothetical. Gene Ontology annotation, cellular component: cytoplasm; nucleus. The transcript has 5 exons. The annotation marks the transcript as partial. The record is from RefSeq and is a predicted model, not a curated record. Gene Ontology annotation, molecular function: UMP kinase activity; ATP binding. Gene Ontology annotation, biological process: CDP biosynthetic process; UDP biosynthetic process; 'de novo' pyrimidine nucleobase biosynthetic process. NCBI's taxonomy places the organism in Eukaryota, Fungi, Mucoromycota, Mucoromycetes, Mucorales, Phycomycetaceae.
CCCGCCUUUUCUGAGAAGGACGUAACUGUUGUCUUUGUUCUCGGUGGUCCUGGUGCUGGAAAGGGUACUCAGUGUGAGAAUCUUACAAAGGAUUAUGGAUUUGUUCACUUGUCAGCUGGUGAUUUAUUGCGCGAGGAACAGAAGCGUCCUGGAUCCAAGUACGGAGAGUUGAUCAACCAUUACAUCCGUGAGGGCCUUAUUGUUCCUAUGGAAGUUACUAUUGCUUUGUUGCAGCAGGCAAUGACUGAGGCUAUUGCUGCCAAUAAGGGCACCCGUUUCCUUAUUGACGGUUUCCCUCGCAAAAUGGACCAGGCUAUCAAGUUCGAAGAAGUGGUUGUUCCUUCCAAGAUGGUUUUGUACUUUGAGUGCCCCGAAGAAGUUAUGCUUAAGCGACUUAUGAAGCGUGGAGAGAGCUCCGGUCGCGUAGACGACAACAUUGAGUCCAUCCAGAAGAGAUUCAGAGUUUUCAAGGAUACCAGCUUCCCUGUAAUCGAAGCAUUCGAGAAGCAGAACAAGGUUCAAACAGUUACUUGCGACCAAUCAGUCGAAGAUGUCUACAAAAACGUAAAGAGAAUCUUUGACACCUUGUUCUCAGAAGAUUCCCAGUAA